This is a messenger RNA of Ananas comosus (pineapple), 1768 nucleotides long. Its product is annotated as serine/arginine repetitive matrix protein 1-like. The coding region runs from base 87 to 1436 and encodes 449 amino acids. NCBI's taxonomy places the organism in Eukaryota, Viridiplantae, Streptophyta, Magnoliopsida, Poales, Bromeliaceae. Gene Ontology annotation, biological process: regulation of DNA-templated transcription. The transcript has 4 exons. Gene Ontology annotation, molecular function: DNA-binding transcription factor activity. Gene Ontology annotation, cellular component: nucleus. The record is from RefSeq and is a predicted model, not a curated record.
GGCUUCGCUUCGGCUUCGCUUCGGCUUCGGUUCGUCUUCGUCUUCUUCCUCCCCCUACCUCUCACAUCCUCCGCCCCCCUCCGCCCAUGGCUUUGGCUUUGGCGGCGGCACUCGCGGUCGCUGUCCCACCCGCGUUCUUCUCGCUCGACUCGUUGCCCCCUUUGAGCCCGUCGCCUUCGCCUUCGCCUUCGCCUUCUCCGGCGCGGCGCCGGAGGAGCGCGGUGGGACCCCGCCGCCGCUCGGCAGGGCGGCGCCGGCGCGCGGCGGAGCCGAGGGGCUCCCGCCCCGCAAGGCGCACCGCCGCUCCCACAGCGACGUCUCCUUCGGGUUCCUCCCCUCCACCUCCCCUUCCUCCUCGUCCCUCCCCCCACCCCCCCCCGCCCCUCCCCCACCGCACUGGCCACGGGCUCUUCGACGCCUCCCCAAGACGGCCCCCGCUGUCGCCGCCGCCGCCGCCGCCGCAGCAGCCCUUCGUGAAGCAGGAGUCGUCGGAUUGGGAGCGGGAGGCGAACAGCAAUGCCGACGGCGACGAUCUCUUCAACGCCUACAUGAACCUCGACAGCUUGGAAACCCUGAAUUCCUCAGGCAACACGGAGGACAAGAGGGAGGACUUGGAUAGCCGCGCCAGCGGCACCAGGACCAACAACGACAGCAGCGAUAACGAGGCCGAGAGCAGCGUCAGCGAGAAGCUGCCGACGGGGAAGAAGGAGGGGACCAAGAGGAGUGCCAGCGGAGACCCGGUUCCCGUGAACCCUCGCCAUGUGAGAAGCGUAUCCGUGGAUAGUUUCAUGGGCAAGCUCAAUUUUGAGGACGAAUCGCCGAAACCGUCUCCGUCCCCUGGCGGCCAGGCGGGGCUGCUCACACGAAGCGGAUCCUUGGAUGAGAACACCAAUGAGUUCAAUUUGGAGUUCGGGAAUGGGGAAUUUAGUCCCGCUGAGAUGAAGAAGAUUAUGGAGAAUGACAAGCUUGCGGAGAUGGCACUGACCGAUCCCAAACGAGUCAAGAGGAUUUUGGCAAACCGACAAUCUGCCGCUCGUUCUAAGGAAAGAAAGAUGCGCUACAUUUCUGAGCUGGAGCAUAAGGUUCAGAUUUUGCAGACAGAAGCGACAACAUUGUCGGCACAGUUGACAUUGUUGCAGAGAGACUCGGCUGGACUUACAAGUCAAAACAAUGAGUUGAAGUUCCGCCUUCAAGCCAUGGAGCAACAAGCACAGCUAAGAGAUGCUCUGAACGAAGCGCUUACCGCAGAGGUCCAGAGGCUGAAACUUGCUACUGGAGAGAUAAGUGAAGCUCACCUUUCAAAGGGCUUAAAUCAGCAAAUCUCACUGAAUUCUCAGAUAUAUCAGUUGCAACAACUACAGCUACAGCAGCAACAGCAUCAGCAGCAGCAGCAGCAGCAGAACAAUUCUAAUGCAAAGCCUGAUCAGAACAAGUAAUAUAUUUAUUACAUCAUAGGUUUACAAAAUUUGGAGACGAGUAAAAAUUCUUAAGUAGUUUGUUCGUUCGUUUAUCAUUUUGUCGAUUUAGGUGAGCCUCAUGUGUGUUGCAUAGUCAUGUCCUACUAUAAUUCGAAGAUUCUUUUUAAAACAUGGUUUCAUUGUAGAAUUAAAAGUACUUGUGUGUAAAUAACUUAACUAUUAUCCCUAUUUUCUUUUUCUGUUCAAAAUAUUUGGAAGAGAAAUGUUCCCUUUAUGCACGACAAUCUUUUGUAUAUGUCAUGUAACUUCAAUUUUCAUUCGUUCUGUUGCUAGUAAUUAACGGUGUUAUA